Triticum dicoccoides is the source of this 4135-nucleotide messenger RNA. Its product is annotated as putative disease resistance protein RGA3. The record is from RefSeq and is a predicted model, not a curated record. Lineage: Eukaryota; Viridiplantae; Streptophyta; Magnoliopsida; Poales; Poaceae. The transcript is spliced from 3 exons. Gene Ontology annotation, molecular function: ADP binding. The coding region runs from base 270 to 3758 and encodes 1162 amino acids.
CCAAGCCGCCGCUCACCUACCCACGCUCACGCUCACGUUGGCCGCUCCGUCCCAUCCUGCUCACCUCGCCGGCGGCACUCACCCCAGCCAGCCCCCCUCUAUACUCCCCCGUCGACCUACCUCACUCCAGCCAGUGCUUGUUUGUGGCCCAGUUCUGUCACCAGCUGGUCACCCGGUGAACUCCAUUGCAGGGUCUAUGUGUACAUACAAAGAUCCUGCAGCCUAGCCAGCUAGUAGCUACCCAUCUCUCCCCUCUCAGGAAGCCUGCAAUGCCGGAUCCGGUUAGCAUUACUGCUGCUGUAGGAUGGGGCGUUACCGCACUAGGUUGGCUUGCCUCGCCCAUCGUUCCCAGAAUCCUCAACAAAGGUUUCGCCUUCCUCGGCUUAAACGCGGCGGAGAAGCUCAAGAUAAUCGACACACAGGUUGUACAACUGCAGCGGGUGAUGGAAGUGGUCGACGAGAGCACUUACAGGCUUCGCUUGGAGCCACUGUUAAACGACCUCAGAUCCGCUGUCUACGAAGCCGAAGACAUCUUGGAUAGUGUCGAGUAUCAGCGUCUCAAGAAGCAGAUCCAAGAUGCCAAGUCACAAGGAAGUACGCCUCCAUGUAAGAGGGAUUGGCUGAAGAAGAAGAUUCUUCCGUGUGCCAUGCCGAGCUCCCCAUUCAAAGACAAGGACAGUGGUUUGCCAAAAGUACAGUUGGAGAAGAGCCUAAAGAAGAUAGAAAGCGCCAUAAGUGGUGCAUGUAAAGUUUUGGAACAACUGAACUUGCCAGGCGUAACUAAUGAUAAUGGGAGGCGAGCUGUUGCUACCAAUUCAUGCUGUGCAGUCACUACUGCAGCCCCUCCAAUAGCAGUAUUUGGUCGGGAUCAGGAUCGUGACAAGAUCAUAGCAAUGCUUCAUGAGAAGGAAGACCAGUGUCAAGCAAACAUCGUCAGUGGUAUAUGUUAUUCAGUAAUUGGCAUUCAUGGCGUCGCGGGGUCUGGGAAAUCAACACUUGCACAAUGUGUUUAUGAUCAUGAGAAAAAGCGUAGGCAAGAAAAAAUGGAAGGCCAUUUCGAUAUUGUCAUGUGGAUUCAUGUUUCUCAGAAAUUUGAUUUGGAUUCCAUUUUUAGGGAGAUGUUUGAGGGGGCUACAGGGAAAGCAUGCAAUAACUUCAAUAAUCGUAACACCCUGAAGGAAAAACUGGAGGAUGAACUACGUCGGAAACAGAUUUUGCUGGUACUGGAUGAUGUCUGGUACGACGGUAGGAAUUCGGGAGACCGUGAAGAACUACAGAAGUUAAUUUCCCCUCUGAAUGUUGGAAAGGAAGGAAGCAGAAUCUUGGUGACAAGUCGAACUGAAGCUGCAUUAGUAGCUCUGGGUUCUGUCAAGGAGAGGCGUAUUCCCAUAUCUAACCUGGACGAUGAAGUGUUCCUUGAAAUGUUCUUGCAUUAUGCACUUCGGGAUGCAAGGGUAAGUGACCAUGAUAGAAGUACACUUAAAAUGAUUGGAGAGGACAUUGCAAAAAAGCUGAAGGGAUCACCUCUAGCAGCCAGAACAGUGGGUUCACGGCUCCGUGAGACACAAACUAUUGAGUUUUGGAGGAGUCAGAAAGAUCGGGACCUUAUGAAUGACACGAUGGGAGCUCUAUGGUGGAGCUACCAGUAUCUUGAUGAGCAGGUCAGACGAUGCUUCGCUUACUGCAGUAUUUUUCCCAGGGGGCAUAAGUUGAGACGUGAUGAGUUAGUAAAGUUGUGGGUGGCAGAAGGGUUUAUAAAGACUAGUAAGCCCGAAGAGGAAAUGGAAGAUGUUGCUAAAAAUUAUUUUGAUGAAUUGUUGUCAUCCUCAUUUCUGCAAUUCAGAGGGAAAGAAAAGGUAUAUGAAACUGGACAUGAUCGUGAGGUUGAUUACUUUACAAUUCAUGAUCUGCUUUGUGAUUUAGCAGAGGAGGUUGCUGGGAAAGAUUGCUUCAGGAUAGAGAAAAACUUCAGAGGAAAAGUUCCUCUAGGUGUCCGCUAUCUUUUUGUUGGGACUUGUAAUAUUGAGGUGCUUACUGAGAAAAUAUAUGGGUUGCAAAAUUUGCGCACUCUCAUCAUUGAUGGCAAGAUAAAUGUUGAAUCAGACAAGCACAAAGCCUUCAAGAGUAUGUUCGCUAUGUUCACAAGGCUGACGAAAUUACGGGUACUGAACUUAAGCGUCACUCCAAAUAAUCACACAUUCUCAUUCCCAGAUUCUAUUGGUGAUUUGAGGCAUCUGCGUUAUUUUGCUUUCUGGGUGUACGGAAUGGUCAAGCUAACUUUACCCGGCACCUUUACCAAGCUUUACCACAUGCAGGUGGCAGAUUUUGGUUUUUGUGGUAGUUUGACUUCUUCUAGUGGUGAAGAUAUGAUGAACCUAAUCAACUUGCGCCAUGUAAUCAGCAAGGCAGAUCUGCAACUUGCAAACAUUGGCAGGUUGAUAUUGCUCCAAACGCUACCAUUCUUUAGAUUUAGGAGGGAACGGGGCUAUGAGUCACAUCAGCUGAAAGACCUGAACAAGCUUCAAGGCAAGCUGCUGAUUUGUGGUCUUGAGAAUUUUGAGAGCAAGGAGGAAGCUCUUGAAGUCAAUCUUGCUGGCAAGGAAAAACUCACAGAACUGGUACUUCAGUGGGAUCUUGAUCAGAGCUGCAGUCCAGAGGUUCAAGCAGAGGUACUUGAGGGUCUUUGCCCAUCAAAGUAUAUUGAAAGACUAGAAAUCCGGAAUUACCACGGUAGAAGGUUACCGAGUUGGAUGAUGGGUAAGCAUAAAGGCAGCCCAAAGAACAUGAAAGAGCUUAGCUUCAUCGGAUGGAUCCAACUGGAACCUGCUGCUGAACUUGGGGCUUUCAUUCAUCUUCGCUCUCUACAUGUUGCUAGCUGUAGCUGGGAUGCCUUACCAGGCAAUAUGGAGCACCUCACAGCGCUCAAGCAACUACAUAUACGGUCAUGCGAGAAUAUACGGUCACUUCCAACACUACCCAAGUCUCUUGAGGAGUUUAACGUCUUAAACUGCGGCUUGGAUACCUUACCAAGCAAUAUGGAGCACCUCAAGAAGCUGGCUAUACGUUCAUGCAAGAAUAUGCAGUCGCUUCCAACACUGCCCAAUUCUCUUGAGGAGUUUACCGUCUCAGACUGCAGUAGGGAUGCCUUACGAGGAAAUAUGGAGCACCUCACAUCGCUCAAGAAAUUUGAGAUCUGGAGUUGCAAGAGUGUGUCGUCGCUCCUAACACUGCCAAAGUCUCUUGAGGAGUUUAAAGUCGCCUGCAGCAGCUUCAGUGUCUUGCCAGGCAAUAUUGAGCACGUCACAUCACUCAAAAAACUGAAUAUAGAGUCAUGCGAGGAUAUGCGGUCGCUUACAACACUGCCAAAGUCUCUUGAGGAGUUUAUCAUCCUAUACUGCGGCUUGGAUACCUUACCAGGAAAUAUGGAACACCUCACAGCGCUCAAGAUACUGAAGAUCAGAAACUGCAAGAAUAUGCGGUUGCUUCCAACACUGCCCAAGUCCCUUGAGAGGUUUAUCAUUGCGGACUGCGGCUUGAAUGCCUUACCAGGCAAUAUGGAGCAACUCACAUCACUCAAGACGCUGGAGAUAGAUUCAUGCAAGAACAUGUGGUCGCUUCCAAAACUGCCCACGUCUCUUGAGGAGAUUACAGUCAAUUACUGCAGUGACGAGUUCACACAAUCUUGUGUAACGACUGAUGAUCCAAACUGGCAGAAGAUUGAGCACAUUCCAAAGAAAACAAUUACAUUCUGUAGUUAAAAAGGUCCAUGCAGAAGCCACGUGCCGUUUGGUUGAGGAUGGGAGAUGAAGUCGAAGUCGAAGCCGUCAGACUCUUGCUAAAUCUACAGGCUAUCUUACUGGGUAACCUGUUCGUUGGGUUAUGCCUACUUGGGUUUGUUGAGUCUUGCAUGUUUACGAGUGAAGUGGUGCUACCCUUUACUCUCAUAAACUACGGGCACUGCAAAAUGCUAUGUGUCCAUGCAUAUUCAUGAACAAUGGGUUUAUUAGUCGUUUACUCCUACUAUGUAUGGAUUUAUGAGUUGUUUGCUGUCUACUAUGGAUGUAAUAACGUGGAACACUGGAUUAAUUCGCUUCCUAUAUACAGUACUAUAUAUGAUUUGUAACACUUUGGAAUA